CCUCAGAGCAGAGCAGGGUCCCAGCAGAGUCCAGGAGCAGAGAGAGAGAGAGAGAGAGAGAGAGAGAGAUAGAGAGAGAAGGAGGAAAAGUUUGCCAAAUGGAGUUUUUCACAGGAAUCAGACCUUUAUUAUUUUCAUAUGUCCUUAUAAAUGGUAUACUAAUAACGCUGCAAACUAAAGAAGAGGUGCUUCUGGAUAUGAGAGCAACAGGAGGCGAACUGGGCUGGUUGACAUGGCCCUUAGACCAAGACAGGCCCGGGUGGGAGGUUGUCCAGAAGACCCUGAACGGCUCUCAGUUCUACUCCUACUCCGUCUGCAAUGUUGGGGAGCCUGAGCAGGACAACUGGCUGCGUACCACCUUCAUCCAGCGGCGUCCAUCAGCUUCUCGGGUUUUCGUUGAGCUCCAGUUCAUCGUCAGAGACUGCAACUCUUUUGAUGCCACAUCGCUGACAUGCAAGGAAACCUUCAAUCUCUUCACAUCAGAGUCAGACGCAGAUGUGGGCACUACCUUCCGCAAGGGUCAGUUCAAGAAAGUGGCCACCAUCGCACCUGAUGAAAUCACCAGAAAGAAUGAGCUCUACAUCAACAAGGAGACCCGAGUGGUGGAGAACCUGUCCAGGAAAGGUUUUUACUUGGCUUUUCAAGACAUCGGAGCCUGCGUUGCUCUGAUCUCUCUCAGGGUCUACUACAAGAUUUGCCCGGCCACAGUGAAGAGCCUGGCGUCCUUCCCUGAGACCGUGGCUGGAGGGGAGAAUCAGGCGCUGAGGGAAGUAAGUGGUGUGUGUGUGGAGAACGCCAUCAUCGAGGACUUUCCUCGCAUCUACUGCACUUUGGAUGGAGAAUGGGUGGUACCAGUCGGACAGUGCCAGUGCAAACCAGGCUACGAAGAGGUCGAGGAUACAUGUCAAGAAUGUAAGCCUGGCUUCUUCAAAGCUGAAGCAUCCAGUGAAAAGUGUGAGCCGUGUCCUGCAAACACCCAGAGGCUUGACUCGGGGGCUUCCUCUUGUCCCUGCAUGGACGGCUUCUACCGGGCUCCAACCGACCCCCCUACUGGAUCCUGCUCAGGCCUCCCCUCUGCCCCACAAGACCUCAUUUCCACCACCACCCAGCUAUCGCCAGGUAAACUCCUCCUCUCCUGGAGCCCGCCUAAAGACACCGGAGGCCGGGAUGACAUCACUUACAACAUUGAGUGCCAGCGCUGUGAGGGUACUGUGUGUCAGCCCUGUGGGGAGAAAAUCCGCUACGAGCCGGCCAGCACUGGCCUGACCGACACCAAGGUCUCAGUGAGCGAGCUGGACGCUCACCUCAACUACACCUUCACCGUGGAAGCGCAGAGCGGCGUGUCAGUGUUCGCCAGUCAGGCGAUGCCCCGAUCUAAUAAACCAUCAUACACCAGCGCUCUGACUACAUCCCUGCACUACACAGAUCCUCCAAAGAUCACCACGAUGCGACUGGUUGAGAAGACCUCCAACAGCUUGUCCCUGUCCUGGGACGUAUCACCGCGGCCGAGGGUCCAACUGCGGCCCAUACGUUAUGAACUUACCUACCGCAAGAAGGAUGAUAACCUGGAUGUAACGACCUACACCGUGCUCUUACUCGAGAAGAACUCAGUUCAGAUCAGUGAUCUGUCCCCGGGUACAGCCUACCUGUUCAGGGUGCAGGCCCUCAGCAGUGAUGGCAGCCCUGGAGGCUCCAGCAUGGAGGAACAGUUUGAGACCUCGCUCAGCGAACGCCUUCCUUCUAACAACACAGCACUGAUCUUUUGUGUGGCGAUUGGAGUAGCGGUCAUGUUUUUCAUUGUGGCUGUGGUCCUAUUCCUGCGCAGACGGAAACGAAACUCUCACACCCGGCAAGGACCUGAGGACACCUACUUCUCCAGCUCAGAGCAAUUAAAGCCUUUAAAGACCUACGUGGAUCCACACACGUACGAGGACCCCAACACAGCCGUCCUGAAGUUUGCCACUGAAAUCCACCCCAGCCACAUAUCCAAACAGAAAGUCAUUGGAGCUGGGGAGUUUGGUGAGGUGUACCGUGGUAUUCUGAAGGCGCCGGGGAGGAAAGAGGUGGCGGUGGCUAUCAAGACGCUGAAGCCAGGCUACUCAGAGAAACAGAGGCAGGACUUCCUGAGCGAGGCCUCCAUCAUGGGCCAGUUCUCCCACCAGAACAUCAUCCGUCUGGAAGGGGUGGUGACCAAAUGUAAGGACUUCUUCAAACAUGCAAUGAUUGUGACUGAGUUCAUGGAGAAUGGAGCGCUGGACAGAUACCUCAGGGACCACGAUGGUGAGUUUGCCUCCUUCCAGCUGGUGGGCAUGCUACGCGGCAUCGCUGCAGGUAUGAAGUACCUCUCUGACAUGAGCUACGUCCACCGUGACCUAGCUGCACGCAACAUCCUUGUCAACAGCAACCUUGAGUGCAAAGUGUCAGACUUCGGCCUGUCCAGGGUGCUGGAGGACGAUCCUGAGGGGACGUACACCACGAGUGGAGGUAAGAUCCCCAUUCGCUGGACUGCUCCAGAGGCAAUAGCAUACAGGAAGUUCACCUCAGCCAGUGAUGUUUGGAGUUUUGGCAUCGUCAUGUGGGAGGUCAUGGCCUUUGGUGAAAGACCGUACUGGGACAUGAGCAACCAUGAGGUGAUGAAGGCUAUCAAUGAAGCCUUCAGGCUGCCUGCGCCGAUGGACUGUCCCUCAACUGUUUAUCAACUGAUGCUGCAGUGCUGGCUCCAAGAUCGCUCCAAGAGGCCACGCUUUGGAGACAUCGUCAGCCUGCUGGACAAGCUGCUGAAGAGCCCAGAAUCCCUGAAGACCAUCGCAGACUUUGACCCACGAGUAUCCAUCCGCCUUCCAAGCACCAGUGGCUCAGACGGCUCUCCCUUCAGGUCGGUGUCUGAGUGGCUGGAGUCCAUCAAGAUGAGCCAGUACAGUGAGAAUUUUGCCUGCGCCGGGGUCGUCACCAUGGAUCAGGUGUUACAGAUGAAGAACGAGGAUAUAAAGAACAUUGGUGUGAGACUGCCAGGCCAUUUGAAAAGAAUUGCCUAUAGCAUCCUGGGUUUAAAGGACCAGACCAGCACCCUGAGCGUCUUUGCAGUGUGAUGCUCAACUACAAGGGAAUUAAAUUCAGGCACUGAAGCAGGCAGCCUUUUGGACUCUAAGCAGAGCUGGAGCAAUACUGCAGGGGCGGCUCUGGAUCAGCAGGACCAACAGAACUGUGCCAUCUUUGGGCGGAUUGAAUCACAACAACCAUCUGUACAUUUUUUGAUUUCUUCAUCUUAUUCACACAGGGAAUGAGCUAAAUAUACAACAAUAGACGUAUCAAGUAGACUCUGUAUAUUUAGAUAUCUAUUUUUAUUACCCAUGUCUUCUGUACAGAUAUGAUUCACUGCUCAUGAAUUAUUUUACUUCAUUUCGCAUUCCUGCUUUAUAAAAAUCAACAAUCCAGCUAGUUCUGGGAACGGCUUCAACUUUAUAUCUUUGCACCCUGAGCUUGUUGCAGUGAGUAUCCAACAAACAAAGGAGGCACAGCGUGAUAACACAGGGGAGCGUCAGAGUCCCGCCCCGGCUCGGGUUGUGGUCGGUGCUGAUGUCACGGCGUCUUCUGUUAAUUGGCACUUUGGUCCUCUUCCUGUUAGAACAAUGAGGAUGGAGCUGUGAGAGGGCUGGAUUAGCUUGAGCUGGCCCAAAGUUAAAGAGACUGUGUUGCUUAGGUGUGCAAACACAGGUGGGCCAGGUGUUGUUCCCAGCCUUCUGCUGGGUCCCUGCAGAAAUUAAGCUAUAAUCAUGUAAGUAAUUUUAUAUGAGAAAAGAGAGCAUUUAUAUUAGGUACAGAUUCACUUGUUAUUUUUUUAUGAUGUUUGGACAAUUACAAAAACAUUGGGAUUCAGUUUUAUAAUAUAGCACUUGAAUCAAGAAUCUCGUUGUCUGUUUUUGUCUCACAGAAUCCUGAACAAAAUCAAAUUAUGUUGAGCUGCGAUAAUAUGUGAAUGAAAUAAGUUAACAUCUGUGUUUGUAGCAAGAAGAGGGUGAAGUUUGUCAAAAAUACAAAUGGCCCUGCCAGAACAAAAAGAACUUAAUGAUGAGUUGUGGUUGAGAUGAUUUCAUACUUAAUAAUAACUGGGUUUGCAAUUUAAAUGUCUCAUUUAGUUUUGUGGAAGCUAUACAAAUAUCCAUUAUUAUUCCUGUGGGUUUGAGUUACUCAUUGAUGGGAUGAAACUAUAUGCUUUGACAGUUUCGAGCUUGACUCGCUCCAGACGUUGAAAAACAUUUUAGAGUACCUGAUAGUGGAAAAGUAGAGGGAGUUUGCUUCUGUCUGGGUUUAGAGAAAGAGCUCUGGAGUGUAAUGGGAAGUGUAUAGUGGACAGUUUCUCCAGUGCUCUUGAUUGAUGACUGCAAAUCAUUGUGUUACUGACGUACACCUUCCUUUACUUGAAUUUUGACCGUUUUUUCAAAUGUAUCUCUGAUUCUGUUGUAGCUGAUAGAUCCGUCUUUGUAAAAGGGAUUCUUCUUGUUUUUACUCUGGUUUACUGGUUGCAAUUACCUUUUGUACAUUUUGUAUGAUUUCACUUUGUACCAUAAUACCAAACUGAUUAUUUUUCUAUGAGUCUCCAUCACUCUCAAAGCGAUGUCUCCUACUUUUGCUGUCUUUCUAAACAUUGUGAGAGUGCCUUCAACAACUCCUUCCUUAUUGCCUAAUGUUUUAUACUGUAUUUAAUAGCCUAUUUAUUUUUUACUUUUAUUUAUUUAUGCUGAUAAACACUGAGCUGGGAUUUAAAUUGAAGGUUGUUCUCUUGUUCUCAAUAAAUACAAAAAAAGCUCAAA
Notolabrus celidotus (New Zealand spotty) is the source of this 4811-nucleotide messenger RNA. RefSeq names its product eph receptor A2 b (gene epha2b). The record is from RefSeq and is a predicted model, not a curated record. Gene Ontology annotation, cellular component: plasma membrane; neuron projection. Gene Ontology annotation, molecular function: ATP binding; protein binding; transmembrane-ephrin receptor activity. The transcript is spliced from 17 exons. Gene Ontology annotation, biological process: cell surface receptor protein tyrosine kinase signaling pathway; axon guidance; protein phosphorylation. The coding region runs from base 99 to 3089 and encodes 996 amino acids. NCBI's taxonomy places the organism in Eukaryota, Metazoa, Chordata, Actinopteri, Labriformes, Labridae.